AAGUAUUAGGAACAGACAGAGAACCACGAUUCUCAAUGGUUUAUAUUAUCAAUUACCUAUCAUUUGAAGAACGAGGCCCUGUUCCGCGCGUUCGCGCGUACUCUUCGUUGUGGUCUCACAUUUUCGUUCACGAACAUUUGAGACAAAAUCACACGAAGGCUCAGCUUUUAGAAGCCACGGUGCCCAGCGAUGAGUUUCGAAGAAAACGAAGACAAAAAUGGUGUCCGGGUCACGUGGAAUAAUAUCCCUAAAUCCAAGCUUCAACACCAUAGAAACAUAGCUCCGUUGGCUGCUCUUUAUACUCCGUUGAACAACAAAAGCCCAGUCAACUGUUUUGAUGAAUCGCAUAUGCAGAGAUGCCGCCAAUGCAAGGCCUUCUUAAAUCCAUAUGUGACGCUCAAUCAACAAACCGAGGAUAUUUGGUAUUGUCAAUUCUGCAAAUUUGGCAAUCGGUUAUCAAGCAUUCCAGGAGAAUUUCCGCAAGCACUUAACCCUGAUAACUCUACUGUCGAGUACACCACAGGGCGUCACGCAAAGCUUCCUCCCAUUUUCUUCUACGUUGUAGAUACUUGCUUUGAGGGUGAAGAUGUCACCGAUGCGUUCACUGCAUUGCAAGAAUCUUUGAGUUUGUCAUUGUCUCUUCUACCCUCAGAUUCGUUGGUUGGAUUUUUGAGUUUUGGAAAACAUGUUUCUUUGCAUGAUAUUUCCGAACCGGGAUCAAGUUUUGUUUUCAAUGGAUCGAAGGAAUACACGUUGGAGGAUGUACAGAAGAUACUCGGCAUAAGUUCCUCAGUUGUUUCCAAUCAAGGUGUCAUCAGUUCUUUGGGCCAAAAAUUUCUUCAAAAAAUUGAUAUCGCUGAGUACAAUCUUGCUACUAUAAUUGAAAAUCUAACAAAUAAUACUUUCCCACACUUGUCAAGAAAAGAGCGUGCAGCGAGAGCGACCGGAUGUGCACUCAACGUAUCCGCUUUGGCUCUACAGGCUAUUUUAGGCAAGCAAAACUCUGCAGGUGGACAUAUUAUGUGUUUCAUAGGUGGUGCAGCCACAUAUGGGCCAGGUAAAAUUGUCAGCCUCCCGUUAAAGGAGCCAAUGAGAUCACAUCGUGAUAUUGAGAAGGCUAAAGCUACUUUACCGAAUAUGACGAAUGGUGUUGCCAAGGUCGACACCCUGCUUUACAAACAAGCCAAAGCACUCUAUGACAAGAUUUCUACGAUAUUUAUUUCGAUCGGCAUUGGCUGUAAUGUUUUUGCAGGCUCUUAUGAUCAAGUUGGUCUUUACGAGAUGGAUAGAAUAUGUGCCAAUACUGGUGGUUUGGUUGUGAUGUGUGACUCUUUCACCACAUCGAUGUUCAAACAAAGUGUCAUCAAGUUUUUCCAGAAACAAAAUGAUGAUCCUGAUGAGUACUUGGAGAUGGCUUUUAACGCAACAUUAGAAUGUCACAUCACCUCAGACCUUCAAAUCCAAGGAGUAGUUGGAAACGCUGCAGGAUUGCCACCUAGAAAAGACAAGUUUGUGGAGGCAUCCUUGUCGCCGCAGUGCAUUGGUCAAGGAAACACAAAUGCCUGGAAAUUAUCUUCCGUGAACACACAGUCGACUUAUUGCAUUUUUCUUGAGAAGUUGGAUUCAGCGCAAGUUGGCCACGCUUUCAUACAAUUUUCAUUUCAUUAUCAGCAUCCUAGCGGAGAAUUGAGAUUGCGUGUCACAACAAUUCCACUAGCCGUGAUUGCGGAUCUGGAUGCUUUGAAUCUAGAGUCAGGCUUUGAUCAGGAGGCAGCUCUCGUUGCCAUUGCUCGGAAUGCCAUUGAUAAGCUCCAAUCGGAUGGCUUCAGUGCUAAAACUUCUUCUUAUGAUGAAUCAGACCUCACAAAACAUCUCGAUAAGUUGCUUGUGGAAUACUGUGGUCGAUUUUCACAGUAUAGAAAAGGCGAUCUUGCGCUGUUCCGAUUGUCCAAUAGCUUUGCUAUGUUGCCGCAAUUCAUGUAUCAUUUGCGCCGGUCCCAAUUCAUAAGAGUUUUCAACAAUUCUCCAGAUGAGACUAGCUUUGUUCGUCACACUCUCAUGCAUGAAGAUGUCACAAAUUCGUUGAUUAUGAUACAGCCAUCCCUUCUUUCAUACGACGUGGAGACCUAUGGUGCUCCGGAUGAAAAUGGGAACCCCCUCAUGGAGCCCGAAGCUGUGUUAUUAGAUUCUAUGUCCCUUGGAUCUACCAAAAUUCUACUCUUGGACACUUUCUUCCAGAUCCUAAUAUAUCAUGGCUCAACUGUGGCUCAAUGGAGAGCGGCGAAUUACCACAACAUGGAGGGGUACGAACAUGUCAAACAAUUUUUGGAAGCGCCCAAAAAAGAAGCAGUAGAGGUGUUGGUGGAUAGAUUUCCACUUCCACGGUUCAUAGAUUGCGACGAGGGCGGAUCACAAGCUCGGUUUCUCAUGGCGAAAUUAAAUCCAUCCACCAGCUAUGCGACGAAUCCAAACCGCGUAUUUGGGCAGGCAGGCGGUCAGUCUGAUUUGAUGACCGAUGACACGAGUUUACAAAUGUUCAUGGAUCGCAUUCAAAAGCUUAUUGUCGGUCGGAAGUAGCUAAUCGAGGAUAUAUGGCCAUCUCAUCAAUAGACAUUUUGGAGUUAUUCGCAGAUGAUUUGUCAAGACAAUCUUCUUCUAGAAAUUGAUUCCGUAGUGCCUUGCAUCAAUCUUUCAAGAGACAUUUUGAAACCUAUUUUUGCUAAGUUGUCAUUAUAAGAUACAUGAUAUCAACGAGUUUUAGUUGACGGAACUAGGAAUGCAACUUCCCGUCCCUGUCUGCAGAGAAAGCUAUGAAAACAAUGACAAAAGAUGCCACGUAAAUAUAACUCCUGAACAGAAUUCCAGUGUUUUGAAUGAUUCAAUCCAAAUGGUUCUCAAUUCCGAUUCAUGACAUAAAUUGCUAA
Metschnikowia bicuspidata var. bicuspidata NRRL YB-4993 is the source of this 2924-nucleotide messenger RNA. RefSeq lists its product as uncharacterized. Bases 190 to 2577 code for a protein of 795 amino acids. Gene Ontology annotation, molecular function: GTPase activator activity; zinc ion binding. The transcript has 2 exons. Gene Ontology annotation, cellular component: endoplasmic reticulum exit site; COPII vesicle coat. Gene Ontology annotation, biological process: intracellular protein transport; COPII-coated vesicle cargo loading; endoplasmic reticulum to Golgi vesicle-mediated transport. The record is from RefSeq and is a predicted model, not a curated record. Lineage: Eukaryota; Fungi; Ascomycota; Pichiomycetes; Serinales; Metschnikowiaceae.